Cynara cardunculus var. scolymus (artichoke) is the source of this 1143-nucleotide messenger RNA. RefSeq names its product peroxidase 64-like. The coding region runs from base 32 to 973 and encodes 313 amino acids. NCBI's taxonomy places the organism in Eukaryota, Viridiplantae, Streptophyta, Magnoliopsida, Asterales, Asteraceae. Gene Ontology annotation, biological process: response to oxidative stress; hydrogen peroxide catabolic process. Gene Ontology annotation, molecular function: peroxidase activity; heme binding. Gene Ontology annotation, cellular component: plant-type cell wall; plasmodesma. The record is from RefSeq and is a predicted model, not a curated record. The transcript has 4 exons.
GCAACUAAACUGAAAGUAAAAGAGAGCCACCAUGGCUGCAUUGCUUAGCUCACUACUUAUCUUCUCAUUCUUGUCUCUUGGAACUCCAUUAUCCUCAAACUACUACCAGAAAACAUGUCCAAAUGCAGAAUCAAUCAUCAGAAAAGCCGUAACCGACGCCACAAAGAAUGACAAAACUGUCCCUGCAGGACUGCUCCGAAUGCACUUCCACGACUGUUUCGUAAGGGGGUGUGAUGGUUCGGUGCUGUUGAACUCGAAAGGAAAGAACAAGGCUGAAAAAGACGGACCGCCAAAUGUUUCUCUGCACGCAUUUUAUGUCAUCGACAACGCAAAGAAAGCCCUCGAAUCUGCGUGUCCGAGGGUGGUCUCGUGUGCCGAUAUCUUAGCUUUAGCUGCAAGAGAUGCAGUUGUGCUGUCUGGAGGACCAUCUUGGGAUGUGCCAAAAGGAAGAAAAGAUGGAAGAACAUCUAAGGCUAGUGAAUCCACACAGCUACCGGCUCCUACCUUCAACAUUUCUCAACUUCAACAAAGUUUCUCCCAAAGAGGUUUGUCAUUGGAAGAUCUAGCAGCACUCUCAGGUGCGCAUACUCUCGGGUUCUCGCAUUGCUCGUCAUUCAACAACAGAAUUCACAACUUCAACUCCACAACCGACAUUGACCCUUCGCUCCAGCCUUCAUUUGCCGCAAGUUUAAGACGUGUUUGCCCUGCAAAAAACAAUGCAAAAACCGCGGGUGUCCCAAUGGAUCCUUCAUCUACUACUUUUGAUAAUACAUACUACAAAUUGAUCUUGCAGCAAAAAGUUCUAUUUUCUUCGGAUAAUGCUUUGCUCGGUUCCCCCAAAACCAAAAGUUUGGUAUCCAAGUUUGCCAGCUCAAAGGAUGCUUUCUCGAAAGCAUUUGUGAAGUCUAUGAUCAAGAUGAGCAGCAUAACUGGUGGUCAGGAAAUCAGGAAGGACUGUAGGGUUGUAAACUAAGCAUUUCGCCUACCUAUAAAGAUGUAUAAAAUGUAUGUAUUUAAACCUCUAGAAUAGAGGGGAGCCGGCCUUAGUUUCUAUUCAGAAACAUGGAAAUCAUAUCCAAGCUAUCGCAGGUAUAUGAUGUAUAAUUCUAUUGCAGUUAUAAGAAGGAACAUUCAAGUUUAUGA